UCGAAAUGAAGAUAACUUGUGACUUGAUGAUCUUUGUCCUUGUGUGUUUUAAUUUUGUUUACUUUCCUGCGUUUGGUGCCUCGACUGAAGACUUGCAAAUGAAAGUGAAAGAACCCUCCAGUUUUCGACCCUCGUCGUCUGAAAUGUGUAACAUGUUAGAGAAGGCAAACCUCGAAAACCGUGGCUUCCAAAAGGAAGUUGUCAGAAAGUCGUCUCAGAAGCCUGGAAGAACCGGGUCGGAUUUUGAAACGGUGUACAAUUAUGAAAAGGUGGUGAACUGCUCUGUGGGAGCCAUUCAACAAAUGGGAGUGGAAUUGAACACAUCUUUGCCAGGUGCUUUCGGAAAGGAAAUGUCCCGCUGGGUAACAAAGGAAGUGAAAGGGAGGCAUUUCGACAGCAACGGGAAGUGUGCAUUGGGACUGGAAGUUGAUUUCAGGGGAGGCAAGGGCUGCGAUGUGAGAAGCAAGAGCAAGAAUGUUAAGAAAAGGAUCCGUCGACUCUUCGGCUUCAACAUUAAAGCAUCUAUAAGACUGAGGCUCAAGGGUCUGGUUUUCAGAGUUCCCCGUGUCAACUAUACCAGCUUUCUUUAGUUAUAUUUUAAACCUUGUUCUAUGGAAUGAUAGUGUAGAUCUUAGCUAGAAAACAGUUCGUUCUGUUUCUUAUAGUUUAGAUUUCAAAGUUGUCAUUGGCUCGAUCUUGAGUGACACACGGCAAUAACCAUGUGACCCUCCAAAGCCUCUGACCCGCCCACCACUUCCCAAGCAAUAAAUACUGGUCAUUUUGUGUUAUCAGUAAUGAUAAUAUCGUUAUCACCUUGGUAAGCAAUGAAAUAUUGUUGGUACUGCACUUAAAAAAAAAAUUAGUACUGUACAUCAAAGUACAAGUGCUAGUAUUGUAAGUAAUGUUAAGUACUGAUAGUAAUGUAGGUUUUUGUAAACGAUGUAUGGCAUUAAAGGAAAACAAAUAAAAAGAUAA
This is a messenger RNA of Pocillopora verrucosa, 975 nucleotides long. RefSeq lists its product as uncharacterized. The record is from RefSeq and is a predicted model, not a curated record. Lineage: Eukaryota; Metazoa; Cnidaria; Anthozoa; Scleractinia; Pocilloporidae.